Messenger RNA from Gymnogyps californianus (California condor), 8966 nucleotides. Its product is annotated as microtubule-associated protein 1B-like. Gene Ontology annotation, molecular function: actin binding; microtubule binding. Bases 4 to 7497 code for a protein of 2497 amino acids. The transcript has 7 exons. Gene Ontology annotation, biological process: regulation of microtubule depolymerization; dendrite development; axonogenesis. The record is from RefSeq and is a predicted model, not a curated record. Gene Ontology annotation, cellular component: microtubule associated complex; synapse; microtubule. NCBI's taxonomy places the organism in Eukaryota, Metazoa, Chordata, Aves, Accipitriformes, Cathartidae.
GCGAUGGCCACCGUGGUGGUGGAAGUGGACUCGGAGCCCUCCUGCAGCAUCCCCAACGCCCCCUCGCCCAGCCUCUCCCACCGCUUUCUGGACAGCAAGUUUUACCUGCUGGUGGUCAUCGGCGAGCUGGUGACCGAGGAGCACCUGCGGCGGGCCAUCGCCAACAUCGAACAAGGAAUUCGAUCAUGGGACACAAACUUGAUUGAAUGCAACUUGGAUCAAGAACUGAAACUUUUUGUGUCUCGCCAUUCAGCUCGAUUCUCUCCUGAAGUUCGAGGUCAGAAGAUUCUUCACCACAGAAGUGAUGUCUUAGAAACUGUAGUCCUGAUCAAUCCCUCAGAUGAAGCAGUUAGUACUGAGGUGCGCUUAAUGAUCACAGACACUGCAAGACACAAGCUCCUCGUACUAACUGGACAGUGCUUUGAAAACACAGGAGAACUCAUUCUUCAGUCAGGGUCCUUCUCCUUCCAGAACUUCAUUGAGAUCUUUACGGAUCAAGAGAUUGGCGAAUUAUUGAGCACCACGCACCCUGCCAACAAAGCCAGCCUAACUCUUUUCUGCCCUGAGGAAGGGGACUGGAAAAACUCCAACCUUGACAGACACAACCUUCAAGACUUUAUUAACAUUAAACUCAACUCAGCUUCCAUAUUGCCUGAAAUGGAAGGACUCUCUGAAUUCACAGAGUAUCUGUCAGAAUCAGUAGAAGUGCCAUCACCUUUUGACAUUUUGGAACCUCCAACCUCAGGAGGCUUCCUGAAACUCUCCAAACCCUGCUGUUAUAUUUUCCCAGGGGGAAGAGGGGACUCUGCAUUGUUUGCAGUGAAUGGAUUCAACAUGCUUAUCAAUGGAGGAUCCGAAAGAAAAUCUUGCUUUUGGAAACUUAUCCGGCACUUGGACAGGGUAGAUUCCAUUCUGCUCACUCACAUCGGAGAUGACAACCUGCCAGGAAUCAAUAGCAUGCUUCAGCGAAAGAUAGCCGAACUAGAAGAGGAACAGUCCCAAGGGUCUACUACCAACAGUGACUGGAUGAAAAAUCUGAUCUCACCUGAUUUAGGAGUUGUGUUCCUUAAUGUACCUGAGAACCUCAAGAACCUGGAUCCUAACUUUAGAGUAAAAAGGAGUGUAGAAGAAGCUUGUUUUACUCUCCAGUAUUUAAAUAAAUUGUCUAUGAAGCCAGAACCUCUUUUCAGAAAUAUGGGAAAUACCAUUGACCCCAUCAUUUUAUUUCAGAAAAUGGGGGUUGGUAAACUUGAGAUGUAUGUGCUUAAUCCUGUCAAAAAUAGCAAAGAAAUGCAAUAUUUUAUGCAGCAGUGGAGUGGUACUAACAAAGAUAAAGCUGAAUUCCUGCUACCGAAUGGCCAAGAACUAGACAUUCCAUUAUCCUACUUCACCUCUGUCUCGUCCCUGAUUGUGUGGCAUCCAGCUAAUCCUGCAGAAAAAAUAAUCCGAGUUCUGUUUCCUGGAAACAGCACCCAAUAUAAUAUUCUAGAAGGACUAGAAAAACUCAAACACUUGGACUUCCUUAAACAACCAAUGGUUACACAAAAAGACCUAACUGGGAACAUUGCUAGUCCAGCUGUGAAACAAGCAAAGUUGAAACAACGAACAGACAGCAAGGAGAGUCUCAAGCCUGCUGCAAAGACACCACCAAGCAAGCCUAUCAGAAAAGAAUCUAAAGAAGAAACACCAGAGCCUGCGAAGCCUAGUCCAGCACCAGAAAAGCCUCAGAAGUUGGAAAGCAAAGAAAAAGUUCCAAUUAAAAAAGAGAAACCAGCAAAAGUGGAGACCAAACCUAUAGUGGCGGAAAAAGACACAGCAAGUAAGGAAGAACAAUUAGUAAAAUCUGAAACUCCUGAAAAACAAACUACAGAUGUAAAACCAAAAGUGUCAAAGGAGAAGCCAGUGAAAAAGGAAGUCAAAGCAAAACCUGAAGAAAAGAAAGAGGAAAAAGAAAAACCAAAGAAAGAGGUUUCUAAAAAAGAGGAGAAAACACCCAUCAAAAAAGACGAAAAGCCCAAAAAAGAAGAGAUCAAGAAAGAAGUUAAAAAAGAUGUGAAAAAGGAAGAGAAGAAGGAAACUAAGAAGGAAGUAAAGAAAGAAGCUCCAUCAAAGGAAGCUAAAAAAGAAGUUAAAAAAGAAGAGAAGAAGGAAGAAAAAGAAGCCAAAAAGGACAUCAAAAAGGUUCCUAAAGAAACAAAGAAGACAGCCACUCCUUUGACUGAAGCCAAAAAGCCAGCAGCAAAGCCUAAACCACAAAAGAAGGAGGAACCUGCUAAAAAAGAAGCAGUACCUGCUGGAAAGCCAAAGGAAAAAGGAAAAGUUAAGACUGUGAAGAAGGAGAUCAAAGUCAGUGGAGCACAAGCUGCCCUUGCAGCAGUUGGAGUCGCUGCCACAACUGUAGCAGCUGUAGCAGCUGCAGAAAUUACAGCCGGUGGAAACGAACUUGAAGCGGAGAGAUCUCUUAUGUCUUCACCAGAGGAUUUAACAAAGGAUUUUGAAGAACUAAAAGCUGAAGAAGUAGAAACAAUAAAAGAAACAAAACCUCAAGUUGCACUUAUAGAGGAUGAACUGAAACUCACUGGCACAGUACAAAAAGAGGUCUUUGAAGUACAAAAAGAAAAAUUAGAUAAUGAAGGACCUGCUGAGUCCUCUGAUGAAGGCAUAACUACCACAGAGGCUGAGGGUGAGUGUGAACAGACACCCGAAGAAUUGGAACCUGUGGAAAAGCACAGGGUUGAUGACAAUGAAAAGUUUGAAGAUGAGGGAACUGGCUUGGAAGAAUCAUCUGAAGCAGGAGAUUAUGAGGAAAAGGCAGAGACAGAAGAAGCUGAAGAACGAGGUGAAGACGAAGAAGAAAAGACACCACUGGACACCACAAAACCAUAUAUGGAGGAACCACGAAAAAUUGAAGAAAGCUCAGAAGAAAUAAUGGCUGAAGCAGAUGCUAACAUUAAAGAUGAAAAGUAUAUUGAAAAGGCAGAUUAUGAGGCAUCAGAUGAACGGGCUGAGGAAGACCGGGAAGAAGCAAUAGAAAAGGCAGAAACUGAAGAGACUGAAGAAGAUGAGGAAGACAAAGCAGAAGACAUCAGAGAUGAAGAGGAAACUGAAAAAAUAGAAGCUGAAGAAGAUUAUGUGAUGGCUGUGGUAGACAAAGCUGCAGAAGCUGCUGAAGUUGAAGAUAAAUAUGGCCUACUCAUAAUUACACCAACAAAACACUCAGAGCCUCAGUCUCCAGCAGUUGAACCAGGCUCUUCUAUCCAUGAUGAGACAUUACCUGGUGGUUCAGAAAGUGAAGCCACUGUUUCUGAUGAAGAAAAUAGAGAAGAUCAACCUGAGGAAUUCACUGCUACUUCAGGUUACACACAGUCUACCAUCGAAAUAUCCAGUGAACCAACUCCAAUGGAUGAAAUGUCGACACCCCGGGAUGUCAUGAGUGACGAAACUAACAAUGAGGAAAGCGAGUCACCCUCUCAGGAGUAUGUGAACAUUACCAAGUAUGAGACAUCACUGUACUCUCAAGAGUUUGGCAGACCUAAACUUUCUCCACUUCCAGAUGCUUUUAAUGGAUUAUCUGAAGCAUCCAAAACAGAGGCCACAGAAGGUAAAGACUAUAAUGCCUCAGCUUCCACCAUCUCACCACCUUCUUCAUUAGAAGAAGACAAAUUCUGCAAAUCUGCAUUCCAAGAUGUAUACCGGCAAAAAGAAAGUGAAAUCCAAGGCACUGCCAAAUUAGAAAUCAAAGAACCCUAUCAAGAAGAUGUUGGUGGAAAACGUAGUCCAGCCAAGAGUCCAGCUGACAGUUUGUCCCCUCCAUCACCUGUUGCCAAAACACCAUUGAGUGAACGUAGUGUGAACUUUUCGCUCACUCCCAAUGAGAUCAAGGUCUCAUCUGAGCCUAUCCCCGUUGCUACAUUGCCUGAUGUACGUCAAGAAGUUGCUGAAGAGCACUGUGCAAGCCCUGAAGAUAAAACAUUAGAAGUAGCAUCUCCCUCACAGUCUGCCGCUGGUAGUGCUGGCCAUACACCUUAUUAUCAGUCUCCCACUGAUGAAAAGUCCAGUCAGCUUCCCUCUGAAACCAGUGAAAAGUCAGCAGAAGCUCCUGUUAGCUUUGAAUUCAGUGAAGUCAAAGAUGAGUCUGCAAAACCCAGAAUAAGCCCUAUGGAUGAGCCUGUGCCAGAUUCAGAAUCUCCUAUUGAAAAGGUUCUCUCGCCUCUACGGAGUCCACCACUGAUAGGUUCAGAGACCACUUAUGAUACAUUUUUGAGUGCUGAUUUAAAGUCUCCCACCAGAGAUUAUGGAAGUCCUUCUGAGGGGAAACCUGAAAAAGAAAAAUCACCUGUUCAGAUGAGCCCAGCUUCUGAAGCCAGCUCUGUGGGCCUUUUCCAAGAAAAACAAGAUGAAAAAAGCAUGGAGUUUAUGGUAAUUAAGGAAAGCUUCAGCCUAGAAAGGAAAAUGGAGGAUACAGAACCCAGCAGCUCCCAGUCUUCACUGGUCUUGGAUGAGCGGAAGUUAGCAGGUGAUCUCUCACCUACUCAAAUAGAUAUCAGUCAGUUCGGUUCUUUAAAAGAAGAUACCAAAAUGUCAAUUUCUGAAGGCACUGUUUCUGACAAGUCUGCAACUCCCGUUGAUGAAGUUGUAGCAGAGGACACCUACUCCCAUAUAGAAGGAGUAGCUUCUGUCUCUACAGCAUCUGUUGCUACUAGUUCAUUUCCAGAACCAACCACUGAUGAUGUAUCUCCUUCUUUGCAUGCUGAGGUUGGAUCUCCCCAUUCUACCGAAGUUGAUGAUUCCCUUUCAGUGUCAGUUGUACAAACACCAACAACUUUUCAGGAAACAGAAAUGUCUCCAUCUAAGGAAGAGUGCCCAAGGCCCAUGUCAAUUUCUCCACCAGAUUUCUCACCUAAAACUGCAAAAUCAAGAACGCCGGUACAUGAUCACAGAUCUCCUGAGCAGUCAACUAUGUCAGUAGAAUUUGGUCAGGAUUCCCCUGAGCAGUCUUUAGCAAUGGACUUUAGUAGGCAAUCUCCAGAAUAUCCUACUGUAGGCACUAAUAUACACCAUAUAUCUGAAAAUGGACCGACAGAAGUAGAUUAUAGCCCUUCAGAUAUACAGGAGCCUACUUUUGCACGGAAGAUUUCCCCUGUGGAGCAGUCAUCUUACUCUCAGGAGAAAGAUAUUUCAGAAAUUAUUUCAGUUUCUCAAAUUGAAGCUUCAUCCUCAAGUUCAUCAGCUCAUACACCUUCCCAGGUAACUUCACCACUGCCAGAGGAAACCUUUUCAGGUGCUGUUCCACCCAGAGAUGUGUCACUACAUUCUUCUUUUACCUCAGAAAAGGUGCAGAGCCUAGGAGAAAAGUUGUCACCAAAGUCUGACCUAUCUCCAUUAACUCCAAGGGAAUCUUCUCCUCUGUACUCUCCUAGUUUUCCGGAUUCACCUCCUGCAAUCACAGAAGCGGUGUCAGCUAGUCACGCACCUUCAUUGUCACUGCAAGUGUCCUCUGUCAAAGCAUUUGGUUACCAGGAACCCCUAACAAAGCACAGUCCAGAACCUUCACUCAGCCCAGAAAAAGAAGAUUCAGAGAAAAGCAGCAGGUCACCAGAAGAACUUAGUUAUUCUUAUGAGGCCACAGAGAAGACUACUAGGUCACCAGAGGAUAUUAGCUACUCCUGUGAGGCAGCUGGAAAAUCUACUAGAUCACCUCAGGCCACAGAUUAUUCCUAUGAGACAGCCAGGAAAACUACUAGGUCACCUGAGGCCACAGAUUAUUCCUAUGAGAUAAUUGCAAAAAAUAUGAGGUCAUCUGAGGCCACAGAUUAUUCUUAUGAGAUGACAGGGAAAACUACCAGGUCACCAGAGGCCACAGAUUAUUCCUACGAGACAACAGGGAAAACCACUAGGUCUCCUGGGGACACAGAUUAUUCCUAUGAGAUAACAGGGAAAACCACCAAAUCACCUGAGGCCACAGAUUAUUCCUAUGAGAUAAUUGGGAAAACCACCAAAUCACCUGAGGCCACAGAUUAUUCCUAUGAGAGAACUGGGAGAGCUACUAGAUCACCCGAUACUAUGGAUUACUCCUACGAGACAACAGGGACAACCACUAAGUCACCAGAAGCCAUUAGCUACUGCUAUGGGACAACUGGGAGAACCACCAGGUCACCAGAGGCCAUGGCUUACUCCUAUGAGACAACUGGGAAAGCCUCCCAUUCACCUGAAGCCACAGAUUACUCGUUUGAGACAACUGGGAGAGCUACCAGAUCACCCGAAGCUACUAGCUAUUCCUAUGAAGCGAGUGCACAUUUCACUCCAGGAAAAUCGUUAGCAGAAUCCCGUCAAGAUGUUGACUUAUGCCUUGUGUCCUCUUGCGAAUAUAAACAUCCCAAAACUGAACUUUCACCCUCAUUUAUCAACCCAAACCCCCUUGAGUGGUUUGCAAGUGAAGAACAGUCUCAAGAUCAAGAGAAGCCAUUAACUCAAUCCGGGGGAGCUCAGCCACCUUCUGGAGGAAAGCAGCAAGGGCGGCAGUGCGAUGAAACACCUCCCACAUCCGUGAGCGAGUCUGCCCCAUCUCAGACUGAUUCGGAUGUUCCCCCAGAGACUGAGGAAUGUCCUUCCAUCACUGCAGAUGCUAACAUUGACUCGGAAGAUGAGUCAGAAACCAUUCCAACGGACAAGACAAUUACGUACAAACACAUUGACCCACCGCCUGUCCCAAUGCAGGAUCGCAGCCCUUCCCCUAGGCACCCUGAUGUUUCCAUGGUUGAUCCAGAGGCUCUGCCUGUUGAUCAGAAUUUAGGUAAACCUUUGAAGAAGGACCUCAAAGAAAAGACAAAGACAAAAAAGCAGGGUACUAAGACCAAGUCGUCUUCUCCUGUUAAAAAAAGUGAUGGUAAAUCAAAACAAGUGGCUUCACCAAAGCCAGCUAUAAAAGAAUCUUUAGACAAAAUUUCCAAAACAGCUUCUCCAAAAAAGAAGGAUUCUGUGGAGAAGGCAACCAAAAAUAUCUCUAAUCCAGAAGUAAAGUCUCGAGUGGAAGAGAAAGAUAAGGACACCAAGAAUGCAGCAAAUACAACAACAUCCAAGUCAGCAAAGACUGCAACCACAGGACCUGGGAAUACUAAGGUGGCAAAAUCUACAGCAGUGCCUCCAGGACCUCCGGUGUAUUUGGAUCUGGUGUACAUUCCCAACCACAGCAACAGCAAGAACGUCGACGUUGAGUUUUUCAAGAGGGUGCGGUCAUCCUACUACGUGGUGAGCGGGAACGAUUCUGCAGCCGAGGAGCCAAGCAGGGCUGUUCUGGACUCCCUGCUGGAGGGCAAGGCACAGUGGGAGAGUAACAUGCAGGUGACCUUAAUCCCAACCCAUGACUCAGAAGUGAUGAGGGAAUGGUACCAAGAGACCCAUGAGAAACAGCAGGACCUCAACAUCAUGGUUUUGGCAAGCAGCAGCACUGUUGUUAUGCAAGAUGAAUCUUUUCCUGCAUGCAAGAUUGAACUGUAAGAACGAGACCAUGCACCACAAGAUUAAACUUUGUUUCCAGAAAUUCUUCAGUUUGAAAACACCUUUUCUAAAAAUUCAACCCAUCUAUUUCGACUGCUGAACUAUAUACCUGCCAAAUGCUAUACUGUGUCACAGUGAUGCAAGUCACUAAUAUUUUUCAGUCUUUGCUGAUUGCUAAGGGAAAUAACAGUAUUCCCAUAGUAGGGUUCAAAUUACUGCGAAAAUACAGAUCCAGUUUCAUCUCUGCUGAACGUUUGGAAACCAUGCACUAGCAACCCCACCUGACUUCUGCCAGGUAGAGGCAUUUGCCAUCUAAAGAAACACAAAGAGAGAGAAAGAGAGGGAGGGGUAGGAGGAGAAAGUAACAAAUAAUUAGAUCUGCAUUAGUCUCAUGGCAAUAGAUGUAUCGCUUACUGCAGUGUGCUUAUGCUCUCACAUGAAAAUAUAGUUUUGAAUUUGUAUCCAUCUGAGCUAUCGUAAGGGGGAUUCUUUUUUUAUAGAAUUAAGUUAGCUGGAAAAUAAAAAGAAACAGAAUGUGGCUAGGAAGGGACAUACAACCUAAACACUCAUCGGCAGUUUUCCACUUUAAUUUGAACUCUGCAUACUGACAUACCAUAACAAUCAUAGGCCAAGUAUGCACAUAGUCUGCACCCCAUCCAGAAGUCUAAAACUUUUCUUUCAACAUGCAGAAUUGUUGGUCUAAGGCAUGCUCCCAGUGAAAGUCCACUCACUCCAGCCCGAACUGACCAGUCCACAUGCUUGAACACCCAUGUCCACUGUCGAUUACCUGAAGCAAAAUACCAAAGCGGUUGGGAGUACAUACAGUAGACAAUUUGCCUUAGAAAGUGACUUGAAUGUACAAAGAAACUUGAUGUACUUAUUUUUUAAUGUUGAGACAGCAGAUUUAUAAAACAUCUGUGUAGGAUCAUAGUUACACCAGUAAAGAAGUGUGAGUGUGCAUGUGUGGUACUAGAAACCUAUCUGACUGGUCAAACGGCUUGGUGCUAUGAAUUAAAUAUGUUAGCUAUGUGAACGCUUCAUUGAUGCACCUGGACAGUUCAACAAGGCACGAUGAGCAUUUUUUUGAAAGCUGCUUUUGUACUGUGGAAGCAAGAUUGAAGUGGUGUCCAGUAUCAGAGUUACAAAACUUAGUGAAAUUUGCAGAAUGAUGAAAAAGGUUACCUGCGAGCCUGUACAGUCUUCAACCUUCCUUUGUCUUACCUUAUUUUAUUUGUUUAAUUUAAGAGUGAAUAUGGGAACAAAUGUACAGAAACCUUUUUUUUAGUGGUGCGUGAACUUUUAAUAGAUGAAUUUUUAACAAAUGUUUUCAUUUACAGGAAAAUGCAAAGAAAAAUUUUUCAGGUGAAGGCAAUUUUUUUAGUAGUUUUGUAAGAUAAAUGAAUAAUGUUGUUUAAGGUUCUAGUGAGAAUGGAUAUUGAGGUAAAAUUUAUUUAAAAUAGUCAACUGCC